Messenger RNA from Colletotrichum graminicola M1.001, 600 nucleotides. RefSeq names its product NADH-ubiquinone oxidoreductase 21.3 kDa subunit. The transcript is spliced from 3 exons. The record is from RefSeq and is a predicted model, not a curated record. Lineage: Eukaryota; Fungi; Ascomycota; Sordariomycetes; Glomerellales; Glomerellaceae. The coding region runs from base 1 to 600 and encodes 199 amino acids.
AUGGCCUCAAAGGCAGUUGCGAAGGCUGUCGCAGGCGGUGUUGUGGAAAUCUCCAAGAAACACACCCUCCAGUCCCAAGGCGUCUGGGAACGCAUCCGCCGCUCCCUCGCCCUCGACCCCAACCGCUCCUCCGGUGUGCCCUUGAACCCGACCUUCCGCAACCCGACACCCGGUGCCCUGAACCCCCUCAGCUACGACGACCCCGUCACCCUGCCCGCGGCUGACAUCGCCGACAACCCUUACUGGAAGCGCGACGCUCGUCGCAACUACCCAGCCAUCAGUGUCGUCAACCAGGCCGACGUUGUCGGCUUGCUCUCGGUCGGCUCCGCUGCCAGCCCGCGCGUUGAGCUCAUCGGCGAGGCCGGCGAGAAGCAGCUCGUCGCCGCCCGCGAGGAGGCUUCUUCCACGGGCCUGGCGCCCUACCUUGAGAAGAACGCCGCCAAGGCUGUCGAGGCAAGCAAGGAGGCCCUCUUCAUCAAUGGCCUGCCGCCGACGCCUAGCGGCCAGGACCUCAAGAGCGGAGCGUGGGACGUGCAUAAGUACAAGGUCAACGAGGAGCAAUCCUACGGCGAGGACUACCCCUGCAGGACUCUUGCGUAA